AUGAAAGAUAGGCUUUUUUGGAGAUUUGAGAGAGAGAGAAAAAAAAAGAGUGCGUAGAUAUACUCAGAGCGCGUAGAGGAGGAGGAAGAAGGAGAAGGAGAAGGAGAAGAUGGGAGAAGAGAAGCCUAUUAGGUUACUUAAUUUCGUCUCCGAAGAACAGUUAGAGGAAUCGAAGAAAGAAAGAGGGGAAAGAGUUGAAGAUGGAACCUUCCAGAGAGACAGGGCUCUGUACGAGAUUUUGAAAGAGAACAAAGACAAGAAGGACGCUGAGUUUAACGAACGUUUCAAGCAUAGACCACCAAAAGCUCUUGAUGAGGAAGAGACUGAGUUUCUUGAUAAGCUCGAGAUGUCAAGGAAGCAGUAUGAACGUAAAUUAGCAGACGAAGAGGAAGAACAGCUUCGUAGUUUCCAGGCAGCAGUUGCAGCACGAUCAGCAAUCUCUCAAGAAGCUGCACUUCCACCACCACCACCGCCAACAACCAGCAAAGAACCAAAGACAACGGGGAAGAGAAACGCCUCGACUCGUCCACCUUUUAACGCCAUCAUAAAAAUCAAGUCACAACCGAAGAAGGUCAAAGCGAGUACAGAGGAUGAGAAGAAAGAUAUCUCAGCGAAUGCAAAACCGGAGACUUCUUUAGAUUCUGCAAAGCCCAAUGUCACUCCCGUAGCUUUUCAAACAGGUUUAGCAUUAGUCUCUUAUAGUGAUGAAAGUGAGGAUGAUGAUUAACUUCUUUUUUUUGUUUAUUUCAUAAGACAACAUCUUUGCUAUUAAUUUUUUAGUUCAAUGCUUUCCUUU
Messenger RNA from Raphanus sativus (radish), 796 nucleotides. RefSeq lists its product as uncharacterized. NCBI's taxonomy places the organism in Eukaryota, Viridiplantae, Streptophyta, Magnoliopsida, Brassicales, Brassicaceae. Bases 110 to 727 code for a protein of 205 amino acids. Gene Ontology annotation, cellular component: nucleus. The record is from RefSeq and is a predicted model, not a curated record. The transcript is spliced from 7 exons.